This is a messenger RNA of Trichomonas vaginalis G3, 291 nucleotides long. RefSeq lists its product as uncharacterized. The transcript has a single exon. Lineage: Eukaryota; Parabasalia; Trichomonadida; Trichomonadidae. The record is from RefSeq and is a predicted model, not a curated record. The coding region runs from base 1 to 291 and encodes 96 amino acids.
AUGGAAAAUGAAGAAGAUAAAGAUAUGGUUAUGUUGCAUUUAGUCAGAAGAAACAACAAAAGCUUUUACGACCUUGCUAAGAUUUACAAAUCUGACAGAAAUUGGUUCUAUCGCGAAAACUUACCGAUUUCAAUGACCCCAAAUGAAGAUGUGAAACAAAUAGUUCAAGAUACGUUACCUCAAACACACUAUGAUAUGAAAGGUUGUACAAUACUUACCUUCAAAGAAGAUUUGCCAUUGUUAAAGGAAAAAAUAACAGAGUAUUUUGACAACUUCAAACAAGUAGAGUAG